UAUGUGAAACCGUUGCCAUGCCCCAACGUUUCAAGUCGUCUCCACAUGUUGCUGGAGCAUCAUUUAGUAUCCCCGACUGAGACUUGGCGACAUCGCCCCACUCUCUUGUCGCCUCGGACAGAGUUGCUGGGACAAACGCGAAGGACAAAAUUUCAAUUGGAUUUAGGUUCUGAUUUGGGCCCUAACUCCUGUAUCGUGUCACACUUCUCAGCCGUUUCUUUCUUCGGGCAAAACCGGCGUGAGAAGACUGGCAUCGGCAAAAAGGUAUCCAACCGCAAAAACCGCAAGACCAUCAAGCCUGGAACCAAGUGUGCCCGAGGUGGUUCUUCUUCUUCUGGAUCGAAAAGACUUCGAUCUCUUGAUGCCAAUUGACGAGUUGAGGGCCAAAAAAAUUGAAUGGUACCACAAUUCUCUUUUCUGUUGGCGGUUGUUGUUUUGGUUUGCCUCAUCCGAACUUGAUCAUUGGUCUUCGGAUAACAGACCCGGUGAAUCCCUAAUCUUCGUCAACUUCUUCUCAUUGUGGUACCAAGCGAUCAAGAGAAUCUAGCAAGCCUUGCGACUACAUCGGCGGGCUACUAUUGUUGUUGCUGUACCAUAGCUGGUGAGAAGGUUAACAAGACCUGGAGCUAGCAGCUGAGAAGAUACCAUCUCUCUCGAUAUCUUCUUCACUUGUCACACAAUUCUUCUUGCAUGGUUGUUGUGACUGAGCUGAGCCACUUGCCAGAUUGCUACUGGUAGCUAACGAUAGCUACCCCCAAAGCAUUCUCUUCUUCAGAAAUCCAAAUGCCAACAACCACAAACUUCAUCUCUGCGUGAUACUGUCUACUCUUCUUGUAACGAACAAACGAACAAAGCAAACAUGCCUUUGACCAAACAUUCUUGGGGACUGACGGCCUUGGCGGCCACUUCGGGCAUCGGAGCCUGGCUGAUUUGGAAGACUCUCCACGCCACCAACGCCAAGACCAAGCAGAAGCAUCAUGGAAGUCCCCUUAAUAUUAUCGUUGCCGCCAACAAAACGACCAUGACGGAUGCCUCGGAACGAUCCACCACCAGCACUGCCACCACUCUGACGACUUGCUCCACAUUGGGCGAGGAGGAAAUCAAGGAAGCUUGGGAAGGAGGCCACGAGAAUAUCAAUCUCAAGAUUCUUCGACAUUUGUUGGAGGCCAAACAAGCCCGUCGCAAGAGCCGAAAGCGACAGAAUAACCAAUACUCCAAACUCAACCUCUUUUCCCAUCUCCUGACAAGACUCGAAACUACCCUGGACGAACAAACUCGCAUCGAGACCAAGUUGUUGCGUAUGCAGCAACAUCAACCACUGGCUCUUCCUCCCUCCACCACUCCCAUUCCGCAGCAGCCAAGCAGCCACAACAAUUCCACCGUCUGCAUGGUCGUCCAGCGUUAUCGAGGUGCCACCCUGUUGUGCGACGAACAGGAGAUUGUCCGGGUAGGAUCCAACACGUCCGUCGACCACACGCUGUCAAUGACAAAACCUUCGGGCGGCAAAGCCUAUUGCGGCUUGUUGAUUUACGUGAGCUUUGCCCAGGGUUGUACCCAACAGGCCGUCAAGGCGGCCUCCAAGAUUGUGGUCAACUUGCCUCUCUUGACAUUGGGAGGAUGGGGUGAUGGAUCCAAAACCAUGAAUGUUAUCGACUUGGCCAAAAGUCAUCCCAACGCUGCUUCGAUUACCAUUGUACCACAAGCCAAUCUGAUCAAUAAGAUCAAGGGACAGGGCAAAUCGAUUCAGUACCACGGACAGAUUGACAAGGAAGAAGGCAAUGCCCUUUACCACUAUUUUGUCAACUCGAUCCGCGGCUUGGUGUUGGAGCAGCAAUGCAAAUGGCGAGACCAACCACUUCCCGAUUGGUAUGCCAAGGCAUGCUCGGCUCAGACGGGGACCACACCGGAACGAGUCUCCCCAGCGAUUCCUCCCGAAGACCUCUUUCGCACGCCCAUGUACAAAUCUUGGGAUGAGAAAGGUAUCCCCUUGACGGAUUCCGAGGACGAACCCAUGACCAAGUCGGCACAAAAGAGGCUCCGCAAGACACAAGCGGCUCAUCGAGUUCGGCACUUGCGAUACCACCAAUACGUCAAGAACAGAGGUGGGGCGGAAGCACCACACCAAGAAAAGGAAAACCAGAAGCCCUCGGAGCAGUCAUCACAACAGCACUGGGCCACGGCCAUUGACGAAUCAUUUGUGCAAGUUGUUGCAGGAUCCUUUGGAAAGAGACAGAGCUUGGAGUUCACCUCUUGCAUGGGUCCCUUGUGUCACGUUGUCCAAAUAUAGACAUUCAUACCCGCCUUGUCGGCAGGCAAGCCAUUUGCUUGUUGCGCGAGUGCGGUCAACGAUUGGCUUUCUUUCUUCUUCCCUCCAAAACAGCCACAACCGUCUUGUUCUACUCUCCUCCUUCUCCCCUUCCCAGCUUCCCCCGCUUAACAGCCGGACAGAACAAGUUGAAGAACCCCGUCUUCUCUCUCUGACUGUCAUACCUGGUACCGGAAUACUGCACGGCUCCUCCUCGAUCGAGAGAGACAAGCUUGGAGCAUGUUAUCUCAAUUGCUCCUCCUUUUCUUGCCAUGUGGAUGAUCCACAAGCAGCAAGCCACCUUUUAGAUUCAUAGGGUUUGUGACGGCGAAGACCACAUUGCACACUGCAGUGCCCACACCCCAGCGAAUACACCAAUUUUGCAUGAAAUAUAUACUACACAUACAUAUAAACUAGAACUCUUUUAUUAACCACCACGGACCACACC
This is a messenger RNA of Seminavis robusta, 2753 nucleotides long. The record is from the annotation of a GenBank genome assembly. Lineage: Eukaryota; Bacillariophyta; Bacillariophyceae; Naviculales; Naviculaceae.